Sordaria macrospora k-hell is the source of this 3942-nucleotide messenger RNA. RefSeq lists its product as uncharacterized. Lineage: Eukaryota; Fungi; Ascomycota; Sordariomycetes; Sordariales; Sordariaceae. The record is from RefSeq and is a predicted model, not a curated record.
AUGGCAGAAGAACAGGAUGCCAACGACCCGAGGCGGCGACAGACAACACGCAACUACUCCAAUCCCGAUUCCCCCAAUUCGAUAGAAGAUGGCUUUGCGACAGCCACCACCGUCACUUCGCAACAACAGCAACAACACCAGCAACAACACCAGCAACAAAAAGAAGACCAGACGAAAAACUAUAGUACCGGGCCACCAACUCCAACACUACCGCCACCACCACGAGUAGACGACGAUGAUGAUGGCCUCACCACCGAUAGCGACAGCGACACCGAGGACUACACACGUACCCGCUCCAACGUAUCAAAUGCCGCCCCGAACCCGGUACCACAAAAGCCAAAGAAGCCCGGCAAGCUGGCCGCCAUAGCUGCCAAGCUGGGCCUCGAUGUGCCCACAGUCCUCAUGAUGUUCAAAGGCUCUCUUCCCCCAACCAUCGGCAUCGCCAUGUGCCAAGCCCACCCCAUCGCCAUGUACUUCGGCACCGUGGGCUACCUCGUCCCCAUCAUCUCCGUCCUCGCCAUUGCCAUCCUCCCCCGUGGAAAGUUCCUCAUGAACACGGUCCUCAACCUUUUGGCCAUCUGCUUCGGCUCUGCCGUAUCCAUGCUCGCCCUUUUUUCCGCCGUCAAAGCUCGCGAACAUACCACUCCCGCCGACGCCCCAGUUUCGCCAUACCCGACCUACAACUCGAGCCAGUCCGCCGUCUGUGCCGUCUGGCUGUUCUUCAACAUCUGGCUGGGAAAUGUGGUUAGAGCCAAGAUGCCGGCCUUCAACCUACCCAUCAUCCUCUACAGUAUCCUGGUCAACAUCGCCGCCACUUUCGGCCCCAUCAUGACCACCAUGACCGCCGCCAAGAACUUUGUCCAGCAGCUGCUGACAGCCAUGUUGCUCGCUAUGGCUAUUGCCCUGGCUGUCAACCUCAUCAUCUUCCCUGUCAGCAGCCGUCUGGUCGUCUUCAAGGAGUUCGCUGGUGCCAUGGGCCUGUUGAGAAAGACGUCUGCCCUGCAAAAGGCCUACAUGCGCAGUCUCGAGUCAGAGGAUAUGUUCGCUCCAGCUACGAGAACCGAUACCUGGGCCAGGAAGGAGGCCAAGAAGGCGAAAAAGGCGAAUAGGAAGCCGAGAAUCACCAAGGAGGCCAAGGCUGCGAAGGCGUUGAGCGAGACGGCUGCUGCCCUAAGAGAACUUUCUGGAAAGCUACAUGCGGAUAUGGCGUUUGCCAAGAGAGAUAUUGCCUGGGGCAGGUUGGACGCCAAGGACUUGGGUCAUAUGUUUGCUCUGCUAAGGAACGUGUACAUCCCUGUUCUGGGAAUGACUACCAUCAUCGACAUUUUCAAGCGGGUUUCCGAGACUCAGGGGUGGUACACGGAAGAAGACACGCCACCCGAGGUGGUAGCUGAGAAGGAGAUCGAAAAGCGGGUAUGGAACGAAGUCAUGAAGCAGAUGCACGAACCCUUCGAAAUCCUCUCCGAAGCCAUCGACAAAGGUCUACAACACGCUGCCCUUCAGUUAGAUCUCACCCCGCGCCCCAAGAAAUCCAAGACCGCCGAUGUGGAGGAAAAGGCCGGUAAACCCCUCGAGCCUGGCGAUUUGGGAUAUGCUCAGGUCAUCCAUGAGAAGGUUACCGCCUUCUAUGCCAAAAAGGGCGAACUUCUGAAGAUUUGGGUCAAAGAGAAGGGUCUCAUCUACGACGAAGAAGGGUUCUCCGCCCAGGACCAGGUCCCACUCGAGCGCCAAAAGCGUGACCAAGCCCAGCUCAACAUUCUGCUCUACAUGGAGAACCUGAUGCACGCCUCUGGCAACGCCGUUUACGAAUUCGCUGCCUAUGCCGAUUCCAAGGUGGAAGAUGGGACCAUGUCCCGGAAGCGGCUGAUCAUGCCGGGUUUCAGACGACUGGAGAAGUGGUUCCUUGCGGUUUUGCGCAACGAAGACUCGACAGCCGAAGGAUCGCCUGACCUCUCAGAAAGCAGCAACACUAUUGUUUCAUUCGGCGACGGGUUCAACAACAGGAAAAAGGAUCCCGAGCAUCUACCACCCGCUACAGCAUGGGAACGCUUCGGUAACCGCUUGCGCAAGAUCUCAAAGUUCUUUGGAUCCGAAGAAUCCGCCUUUGGCUUCCGUGUCGCCUGCGCCACCAUGUCCAUUGGUAUCGUCGCUUACCUCAAAGACACCCAAGCGUUCUUCAGAGAACAACGUCUCGUCUGGGCUAUGAUUAUGGUAGCCAUCGGCAUGACCAUGACUUCUGGGCAAUCCUUGUUUGGCUUCAUCUGCCGUACUUGUGGUACUGUGGUAGCUAUGGUGUUGUCGCUGAUCGUGUGGUAUAUCGUUGAUGGGCAUACGCCGGGUGUUAUUGUCUUUUUGUGGUUGAGCGUGUUCUUGUGCUAUUACUUCUUUUUGAAGUAUCCGAGGUUCAUUCCGGCGGUUAUGAUCACCAUUGUGACGCAGGUCAUGAUUGUUGGGUAUGAGCUGCAAGUCGAGAAGAUUGGCAAGGCGGCAGCAGAGAGAACGGGGCAGCCUGUUUACGAAAUCUACCUUCUAGGCCCCUACCGUCUGGCUUGCGUUGCUGGCGGCUGUCUUGUCGCCUUCAUCUGGACCAUCUUCCCCUCCCCUCUUACCGACCGGACCUGGCUCCGUCGCGACCUCUCAGCAACCCUCUACCUCGUUGCCAAUUACUCGUCCAUCAUCAACUCCACCCUUCAAACCAAGCUUUCCGAGCAAGCAGGCGAUGUCAACAUGAAGGGAACACCUGCUCACCAACUCUUCAAAUUCCGAUCCAAGAUCUUCGGCAAGCUGAUGAUGCUCAUUCCCUCCAUGUCUCAGCACUCGGAGUGGCAGAAGUGGGAGCCCACCAUCGGUGGCAGGUUUCCCAGGGAGGUGUACGAUGAGAUCAUCCUCAGGAGCAAUCGCAUUGUCGCCUACUUGACACUUAUGAGCUACACGAUUACCAACCCGAUCCACGCCCCCACCAGGAUCAAGCCAUACGCUUCGACAAACCAGAUUGCCAGCCCCCGCGCAUCGUCAGUGGCCGUGUACCCGAAAUGGGAUAACCAAGUGGCCGAGUUAGUAAUGACUUUGGAGCCUACACAUCACACGAUCUUGUCGACCUUGACUCUGCUCUCCAACUCCUUGCUCUCCGGCCAAUCCCUCCCACCAUUCAUGCCGCUUCCGCGCCCGUACGAGAUAACUCGCCGCCUAAUUCGCCUAGGAACAGCCAGUCCGCUACGCAGCCACCCGGCAAGCCCGUACAACUCUGGUGACGAAUCCGAAUCCGAUUUCGACGACGAUCUCUACGACAGGCCCGAGCCAUUUAAGUUCAUGGACUCCCGCUCGGGCGAAGACGACUACGAGCACGUCAAGCACGAAAUCAGCCACCUCUCUCACUUGCAGCAUGAUUCUCGUAAUAACCGCCACUCCCUUUCCAAUGUUCAGGAGAAUGUCAAUGCUAGCGGCGUCUCCCCUACCCAAUCACCUACACACUCCCCUAGCGUCGGCUCGGCCCACCUCGCCUUUUCUUUCCCUCCUGGCCUCCAGGCCCAUAGUCCUACUCACAGCCGCAACCCAUCGUUCUCUCGACCAAGAGCGUUUUCGCCUCCUCACUCUCGCGCUCACUCGCGCGCUCCAUCGCGUGCGCACUCAAGGGCUCACAGCCGAGCGAGAUCAGUACAGCAGACUAACCAGAACUUGCUGGAAGGUCUGUUGCAAGAUGAGCCGGGCUACGCGGAGUUUGCGGUGUUACAAGUGUGCACAGGUCUCGUCUGCGAUGACUUGGAGGGGCUUGUGAAGGCGAUGAUUAGCCUUGUGGGAGUAGUCGAUUUCAGUUUCCGCGUGGAUAAAAGUGAGGAGGAUGUACAUUUGGGGAGGAGGGCCAGUUUGGCGAGGAAGGUGAAGAGGAUGGGGACAAUUGGACGGGGGAAGGGGAAAGAGAAGGAGAAGGCGAAGGCGCAUUGA